Molecule: messenger RNA, 2886 nt
Organism: Panicum virgatum (switchgrass)
Lineage: Eukaryota; Viridiplantae; Streptophyta; Magnoliopsida; Poales; Poaceae
Product: 60S ribosomal protein L35a-1-like
Exons: 6
Coding region: 1602-1940 (112 amino acids)
Biological process (GO): cytoplasmic translation; ribosomal large subunit biogenesis
Cellular component (GO): ribosome; cytosolic large ribosomal subunit
Molecular function (GO): structural constituent of ribosome
Source: RefSeq, a predicted model, not a curated record
UUUCAGAUCGACAUCGUGCACCGCUGCGGGUCGCCAUCGACCUCCUCGGCCCGGCACGCCGUGCCGGCCUCGCAGCCCUACGCGUCCCCCGGCCGCCGCGCCGACGCCGCCGCGCUGCCGCCGCCCCAACCUCAUCCUCGAAGUCCGCGUCCCGACCUCGGCACCCCGACGCCGCCCUGCGCCGGCCCCGUGCGCCGCCGCCACGACCUCAUCCCCGGCGCCGCGCCCCGACGUCGCCCUGCACUGGCCACGACCACCACGGGUGCACUCUUGGUACCAAGAUCUAGGUGUACGACUCGUUAAGGCAAGAUAAAUCAAAGUACCAAGAUCUCAUCGAGGUGAUAAAUACUGCAUGGAGUCGCUACCUCCGCAAACACAUAGGCUUGAAAGGUGAAAUCGAGCCUCUUCGUUGGCUGACUGAUUUUCCGUGUUGGAGACAGGAGCUAGGAAACAACUUAUAUGGAUACUACGUAUGCGAGUGGAUCAACACCUAUGCGAGUGAAAAAGGGCAAAUGACACAGGAGGUAUUCAAUGUACGUGAGCACAAUCAUAUCUGCUCAUUAUCUGUUUGCGCUCGGCCUGCGCGUUUCAGAAAUCCAGAAGCAUAUUCCAUUCCCACACACCAGCGAACUUGUCCAUUUCUAUUUAGACUAUACUAGAUAGAUAGUCACCGUGUUCAGCAGGCUGGAGCUGGAGUAGUGUGAGAGAAAAACACUGUUACCUGGCUGGUGGCUGGAGGAUGGAGCUGGAGUAACGUGAGAGAGAGUUACUGUAGGGCUGGAGGCUCAAUCCACCGGCCGAACAGGGUGAGUAACACAAAACUAUUAUUUUAUUAUGGAUUGUAUCUAACAGUUACAAGUCAUCAGAGCCCAAUCCUUCAAAAGGAUCCAGAAAUUUAUUUAAGUUCCGGAGAGGAGGAGCGAGAAAUAAAAAUAUUUGCCAGUGGUUUUUCUUGCUGCAGGAGUCCUCUUUGCCCAAGUCAAUUUGUGAGCAAGCUCAGGUCCACGUCGGUGAUUUGUGAUCAUCACAAGAGCCGGCCAGGGUUAGUUUUGUCACGACGAUGGCGUCACGGGGGAUAGGAAAACCGAACAUCUCGAUCUGCGUGGCUUGCCACUUGCCGGUCAUGGUCGACACUUGGCAAAGCGCCUCCGCGUUGAGGCACACACCUAGGCCUACACACACCACACAGAAAAUCAUUGCAAGAACACGUCAGCACGCAUAGUAUGCAAUUAUGCAUGACGCGAGAGAGAGAGAGAGAGCUCAUGCCGGACUACACUACAAGUUGCAUUUUUUUUUUUGAGAAACCACUACAAGUUGCAUUUAGGCCUGAGAACCCAGAUUAACGGGCUGAUUUCGACGCGGCCACACGGGAACAUUUGUGGGCCGGACAGAGUUGCUAGGCUGGACCACCAUUUCUUAAGGUGGGCUAGGCCCAUUUUACUGACGCGCCAUUCGAUGCAAUCGCAGCCGUCCAAUCAAGCACCGGAAACUUUUAAAUCCCCACCACCACAGACCUAGGGUUCAUUCGCUGCGCCGUCACUUCCUUCCACUCCCCUCAACCUCUCAAACCCUCGUCGGCGAGGCCUCCGGCGGCGGCGAGUAUGGUGAAGGGACGCCAAGGCCAGCGCGUCAGGAUGUACGUGCGGGGCACGAUCCUGGGCUACAAGCGGUCCAAGUCGAACCAGUACGAGAACACGUCGCUGCUGCAGAUCGAGGGCGUCAGCACCAAGGAGGAUGUGGCGUGGUACGGCGGCAAGCGGAUCGCCUACGUCUACAAGGCUAAGACCAAGAGCGACGGCACCAGCAUCCGGUGCAUCUGGGGCAAGGUGACGCGCCCGCACGGCAACUCCGGCGUCGUGCGCGCCAAGUUCCGGUCCAACCUCCCGCCCAACUCCAUGGGUAAGAAGGUCCGCGUCUUCAUGUAUCCCAGCAGUAUCUAAACAAGGUAUCUUCCAUAUUCGGUCAAGCUUCCUACUUUUGAGGAUGUUUAGCUGAAAAGUUUCCAUGGCGAUUUUGAGUAGUUUAGCUUUGCUCUUUUUUUUACUGAACAGGCUGUUAGUCGCAGGUCCAACUUGGGUGCAAACAGCACACCCGUGCAAGGGUGCAAGCAGCGCCCCUGGGCCGCCCGAUGGUCAUCCUACGGUACCUUGUAUUUUCAUUUUUCACACAGAAGCCCCCGACGGUCCUCUCUCCAGUGCAAAGGGAAAUCACCAAAACCUCCCUUCCUUUGCAUUCAUUUGUGUUUGAGCUCGGCCUGGGACGACCUGUGCCGUCGCCGUCGGGCGUCCCUGCGCCGUCGCCGCCGGGCACGCCCAGGUCCUGCGCCGCCUCUAGAGCCACUGGGUCCAUGGGCUUGCACCUGUCUCGUGGCCUCCUGGCCGUCAAUGGAGGUCUGCUCCUUCCUCCGAUAUGCACGGCAGUGCCCUGCCCCUGGUCCGCUGCCGCGCUGCCGCGCUGUCGCCAGGCGGCCAGGGCAGAUGCGUGGCCGCACCGCCGCCAGGCGUCCAGGGCAGCCGCGCCCUCAUGCCAAUGCGGAUCCACCUGCGCUGCCGCUCCUCCAAGCGGGCGUGCAGUACCUCCAUCCGAGCUGGCCUGCAGGCUUCAAUAGGUCUGCCCCUGGGCCGCUGUUGCGCCGGCGCCGCCUUGAAGCUGAUACACCUGCGCCACCGCUCCUCCAAGACGGCGUGCAGCGGUGCCCCUCCAUCCAAGCUGGCAUGUAGGCUGCAGCGGUUGCCUGCAGGGAUGCCCGUCUAUGGAAUGGAAGAUGUUACUGUGUAAUUGUUGCUCUCUGUGAGAUGAUUGUAAUCGAUUUUCUGUUAUGUGGUGUGAAAAAAAUAGCAACAUCAUUUGGAAUGCUGCAGCCAAUAAAAAGUUCAUGUUCUUGUC